Molecule: messenger RNA, 5084 nt
Organism: Ruditapes philippinarum (Manila clam)
Lineage: Eukaryota; Metazoa; Mollusca; Bivalvia; Venerida; Veneridae
Exons: 2
Coding region: 432-2513 (693 amino acids)
Molecular function (GO): protein binding
Source: RefSeq, a predicted model, not a curated record
UAUAAUUUUUUAGAUGUUUGCACGCAACUAUGACGCAUUUUAAUGUAGCUUUAAGUAACUUGAAACUUUGUUUCAGUUCUUUGAUCAUUGAAUUACAAACAAAUAUGAUUUUAACAACUGAUUAAAUAAAUACAUCACAUCAUGGGAGGACGGCUUCUUCAGUUGAAUUAAUCUAUAUUACUGACAAUACAUAAUAAUAUUAGACACUGUAGAAUAUUAUUUAUGAUUUACAGGUUUUAUAUGUUUUUAAUCUGAUUGGGAAUUUAACAGUGAAAAAUUGUGACUGCACAACAUCAGAACAGUUGUAAAUAAAUAACAAUGAACAUGAAAGAAUUGAGUAGCAAUAAAGUAAUGUCUUUCAAAUAAAUCAGAUAUAAUAUGUGAUAGGUGAUAUCAGCGGGAAUAUUUGGUCAAGAUUAACAAAAACAAGAAUGUCGAGCAUACCAGAUUACGCUCACAAUUUAUCACUUAAAAUGUCUCAAGUGAUGGAUAUGAUUGGUGUAAACGAGAAGAUAGUGAUGAAAAGAAGAAGAAUAUCAAUGCUACUGAAUGAAUCACUAUUGACCGUAAUUCACCAGCUAUGCGGUAAUGAUAAGAAUGUGUUCUUUUUCGGUAGUACAAUAGAAGGUACAACAACUCCAGGAUUACAUUCUGACACAGAUAGUCUUAUAUCUUUGAACAAAUUUAAUGUGAUUCAAGACCGAAGUGAAUGGGAAUAUGGUAAACGUAAUUUUUUGAUGAUACAAGAUGAGAAUGUCUCACCAGGAUAUUGUUUGUUACAAAAGCUAAGAGAUGAUGUUCCACUGCCGCUCGUAGUUGAAACUGAUGACAAUACAUACAGGGACAGAAUGGGGAGAAUAUUGUUAAAAAAUACAAUGUUUACUGGUUUACAUAAUGUAGUACGAAAUGGCCCUGCUCAUUCUUUGCAAAAUGUUCCUGGAGUCAGAGAUAAUGAUCUCGUUCCAGCCUUUCCAUGUCACGUAAGACCAGUUCAGGCAGGGCAUUGGCUAAAUCAACAUAGAGAAGAGCAUUGGCCUACAAGUGAUAUGAUACAGUACUGCAAUAACACACGAUGUUUUGUUGUAGGCGUUGGAAAAUCAGGAAGUACAAAUGAAGCAUUUGAAUGGAGAAUAUCCACAUCAUUUGCAGAGAGAUUUUUAAUGUUUAAUCUAAACAUAACACAAAUCAGAUGUUAUGUUUUGAUGAAAAUGAUACUGAAAACUUUUAUUACUCAAAUGUUCCCCGACAGGAUUUCAAGUUUCAUGUGUAAAACCGUUUUGAUACAUUGUAUUUCAUAUACAAGAUCUGACACAUGGAAGGAAAAUACCCUCUUUACUUGUCUAUCUUUUUGUUUAUCAACACUUUACAGUUGUGUACAAAAUGAAUACUGUCCUCAUUUCUUCAUCACACAAAACAACUUAAUGAGCGGGCGAUUUUCUCCGGAAUCGAAGCCGUUAAUACUUGAAACUCUUCGUUAUGUGAUCGAAAGUAAUGGAAGGGCAUUACUCGAAAUUAAAUGCGACAACUUUGGUUUAUAUCUAAAAUCAAGUUUAAACAGUUUUAUACAAAUAAAUGAACAUGUUAUACCAACUAGAAUUGCUGGACUUUUGCUAGGAGUAACUGCCCUUUUUAUGAAUGCAAGUUUCAUAUUCUUCUUACGUGAAACCAAUGAUUUAUCACCAAGACUUGCCACGCAAAAACUUUUAACAAUUAUUGCAAAUCACCAAAAUGAGAAUAAAAAAGCUUACCGUUUAAUAACACGACAUUUAUGCAGUACACUUGGGUCUAUUCUAGCAUCUUUAAUCAUUAACCAACAAGACCAUUUAACAUACAAGAAGGCGCUUUCAUUCAUGUCAUUAGGACUUGACUCUGAUGUAGCAUCUGGCAAACUGAAACUAGCAUCAAUGUUCUAUUGUAAUGGAGAUAUUGAGAGGACUGAACUGGUCCUGAAAAAUAUUGAGGAGUUUUAUAAUCUUAGUCUUGUUGAACCAAUGUGUGGGUGUUACGAUUUCAAAAAGGCUCGAACAAGAGAAAGUUUCCAGAGAUUAUGUUAUGAAUCAAGUGAAGAAUACACACUGCUUAAAGAUAUAACGGCAUCAUGUGUCUGUUUUAUACGAUGUGAAAUUAACUGUUGUCCAUUAGAACUUCAACAUGAAAUGUUUAGAUCAACACAGGAAGACCUUGCUUACAGAAGUGAAGAUGAUAAAUUGAUGGACAUGGCCGUUGUAGAUUCUCUCCCUUAUCUCUAUUUUUUGCAGUACAAGACAUAUUCCCGGCUAGGAAGACAAGAUGAUAAACGGAAGACUCUCUCUAACAUUGCUAGAACAAUUGAUGUUGAACCAAAUCUCGGACAUAGGGAAACAGCACUCAAUCUUCUAGGCCAGUGUAUGGAACAAGAGAAUAAUCUAGGCAAUGCUUUCAAAUGUUAUGCGCGUUCCUUUCAGAUUAGAGGACGAAAUAAUUCGGCAAAACUCCAUAUUUGUAAGCUGUUAAACAAAUUGAUCAAUAACUAGAUUUCACUUGUUUUGGAACAAGAACACCGCACGGAAGAUACUUUGGAAUGCUUUCUGGUGUCCUUAAAGAUACAAAGUAGACAGAAUUCUGAAAAAUGUCAUAUAUUUAGACUGUUAGCAACCGUUUAUAAUUAGAAUCAUAAGUUAUAUGUUUAAGGGCAUACACAGCUUACCUACAUAACCACAGCGUAGGUAUGGUUACGAUAAACUAUUCAUAACCAAGCAAAAUGCUUUGAUUGCCACAAAAAGACUUUUACAUUCAACAGGAAAGAAACCUUUUGGAAAAACUUGGCCAUUGUAAACUAGUUCAUUUAUUUUUAUGUUUUGCAAACAAGAUAUCUUGGAAGAUAAUAGGAAUAUAUAACAAUACACAGAGAAACAAUAAACCUUUAAAUAGACAUGGGGGACAGAUGAAAAAAGCACUGAACGUGUACAGUAUAUAUUAUGCAUUGUCAUUUUAAUUUUCGCAAUGUUUGCCCAGUAACUAUCUAGUAUAAGUAUCUUAUUCUAUAGUUUCGGACAUUAUCAGUUUAAAUUGAAAUUAUAUAUCAGUGUUUAAUCAUUGCAAUACCACAAUGCUUUAUUAAGGGCGGGGUAUUUUGCCAAUUAACCGUCAAUUCAAACACAAUGUAAUUUCAGGUAUGUAGUCGGUGUUAUAUCAGAUACUGUAACAUUUUUAUCUAUGUGAAAGUAUUAUCUUACAUAAUACGUGUCCAUUUAGAUGAAUAAUAAAACGUUACAUUGUUGCAUUUUGUAUAAUAUUAGAUGAAGAUAUACACUUUAUAAAAAACGCACCGGCAUUUUAACGGAUUUCUAACAAGGCAGAAAACAAAAUUUUACACAUAAUAGAUGAUUACUAAUAAUCUGACCAACGAAGUAUUUAGGACAAACCAAUUUGAACUUAUUUGCUAUAAGAAGUGUCAGGCACUGGGAAACAUGUGAAAGUCAAAUAAUGGAUAUAUGAAACCAAUGUUUUGUCAGUCUGUUACAUGUAUUUGUGUAAGAUGUUUAGUAUGAUAUCAUAAAAAAUUGCAUAUAUAUUUUAUGUUGUCUGUGUUUUACAAACAGGUCAAUCCAAUAUUUUCAGUAAUGACAUUGUAAAGCCAGUAUGUUGUCAGUAUCUAACAUUUUAUUAUAAUAUAUCAAUAAAAUUUUUUUGUCAAGUUAUGUUCUGUUAGAUAGUAUAUCAGCACUUAAAAUACAUGUAUCAUGUAGUUAAAAUGUGAGGGAAGUAACCUGUAUUGUUGUCUAAUGUAUGCAUAUGCUCAAUAUUUAUCUGUUAAAGAUUUUCUGUGUGAGUCUAUGAAUAUAGUAAAUUGCCCACAAAUAAGCGUCAGAUUCAAAUACAUCAACAUUUUGAGGAAUAAAACGAAAACAUACAUCGACAGAAAUAGAUAAAAAAAAAUAAGUAAAUGGGGAAACUGCAUACUCAUUUUGUUAAAGACUUUCGGUGACAUUCAAUAAUAACUGCUAAAUCUUUCAAGGACAGAUAAAGCAGUAUAUUUAGGAAAUAGAUAUCAAUUCUGAGUGCAUUGUUGUAGAAUAAUGCACGGUUUGAGUUCAAAUGCGUAGUAAUAUAAUCACGAAGGCCGAUAGGCCUGAGUGAUUAAUUACAAAGCAUUUGAACGAAAAACGUGCAUAAUUUUACAAUAAUGCACGAAGAAUUGAUAUCUAUUUCCAUUCUAACACGUCAAGAAAAAAUAUAAUUAUUAUAAAGUUGGACUUUAUGUUUGGUGGUUAAAUUUGUUUUCGCCUCAGAGUUUCCACUAGAAACGUUCUUUAAAGGCUGUUCCAGUGGGUUGAAAAAAACUGUCGUUAAAUCUACCGUGUGUAGAAACAUUUUGAGAAUAACGAAUUUUGAAAACGUUGAUUAAACUUUGUUUGUUUAUUUUAUUUCAGUCUAUAAUUUUCCAAGCGAAAAACAAAUUAUUAAAAGUGAAAUAAAUGUAAAACUUAACUCGUUUGCGACAUCAAAAUAGCGUACUUGAUUUUGAUUGUUUUGCACGUGCUGUUUGGCGCUACAUUGUGACGUCACGUAAACAACACUUUAAACGUCUGUACAGCGUUAACGACUGAAUUAAAAAUAUUGGUGUUCGGAUUCAUUUUCUUAGUUAGACCAUUUUCUUUCAUUCUAGAUAGUUUUCACAACAAAAUUCGACAAAAAUUGUUUUUAUUUAUCAGAUUUUUUUAACAAAAUGGCGCCCUCAAUGUGAAAAUACACAGGGAGAUAAUAAGAACGGCGAGUGCAUUGUUGUAGAAUAAUGCACGCUUCGGGCCUUCUAUGUUUAUAAAGAAAAAUUUCCGAUAGUGUUAGAAUCAAUAUUAAAGAUUAUAAAUAUCUGUCCAAAGAUGCUUUUGAUCUUUUAGAAUUUUAUCAUUAAUUGCAUUACUUGUGGGCGAGUGUGACCACUUAAUAGUGCUGAUAUUUCAGAUAUAUCAUAAAUAGAGAAAAUAAGAACCCCUUAAGAAAGUCCAAAACGGCAAAAUUGAAAAUGUUUUAGGCUUGGUUUGAUUGAGCCAGUUCAUUGACGGUAUAAAACUAAAAGUAACCAUGGCUCCGGUCAUUUUUUU